This is a messenger RNA of Dothidotthia symphoricarpi CBS 119687, 2700 nucleotides long. RefSeq names its product glycoside hydrolase family 3 protein. Gene Ontology annotation, molecular function: beta-glucosidase activity. Gene Ontology annotation, biological process: glucan catabolic process. The coding region runs from base 1 to 2700 and encodes 899 amino acids. The record is from RefSeq and is a predicted model, not a curated record. The transcript is spliced from 4 exons. NCBI's taxonomy places the organism in Eukaryota, Fungi, Ascomycota, Dothideomycetes, Pleosporales, Dothidotthiaceae.
AUGGCUACUGUCGAUAUGGGCCACUCUCAUUCUGUGGAACGAGACAUCAAACACGUGGAUGUCAAACAACCGACUAUUCAAGUACAACCGGUGACAAUCGAUCCCCCGUAUCUAACACCUGCAACGACACCGGAUCAGAAUUCUCCACUGGACGACGCGAUGGCGGGGGAAAAGCUUUUUUCUCUAGAGAAGCCAAGUGACAGGGCGAGGGAGUUGGCUGCUAAGUUGACGCUGGAGGAGCAGAUCUCGUUACUGGCAGGAGCAGACUUUUGGCGGACUAUGCCUAUCCCAGCCAAAGGCAUACCAUCAAUCAAAACGACAGAUGGACCGAACGGUGCCCGAGGAGAAUUCUUUACCAACGGUACACCUGCUGCGUUAUUCCCUUGCGGUAUUUCCAUGGCAUCUACAUGGAAUGUGGAUAUGAUGGAAGAGAUCGGCCGUCACCUUGGAGAAGAGUGCAAAGCCCGCGGUGCUCAUAUGCUACUCGCUCCUACAGUGUGCAUGCACCGCUCACCUCUCGGUGGACGAAACUUCGAGUCUUAUUCGGAGGAUCCCUAUCUCACUGGAAAGCUUGCAGCAUCCUAUAUCCGGGGCUUGCAGAGUAAAGGGAUUGCCGCCACAAUCAAGCAUUUCGUUGGGAAUGAGCAGGAGACUGAACGACAGGCGUAUGAUGCCAUCAUUGCCGAGCGACCGCUCAGAGAAAUCUAUCUCAAGCCAUUCGAGAUUGCUGUCCGUGAAGCGUCACCAUGGGCACUCAUGAGCUCAUAUAACAUGGUGAACGGCAUCCAUGCCGAUGAACAUGAGCAUACGAUCAAAGAUAUUCUUCGAGCCGAGUGGGGGUGGGAUGGAACAAUCAUCUCUGACUGGACUGGAACAUAUGCUACCGCUCCCUCGAUAAAAGCCGGUGUUGAUGUUGAGAUGCCUGGACCGUCAAAAUGGCGGAAACCCGACCAGGUCAAGGCUGCACUUGACAAAGGAGAACUUCUCUUCAAAGAUAUCGAGGAGGCGGCUGCAAGAGUACUCUACCUCGUCGAUCGAACAAAAGGACUCGACAAUCAAUCCCCGGAGCAACCUGAACAAUCGGUUGACAAUGUCGAAACACGGAACUUGAUUCUUCAAGCUGGUAUCGAAGGACUGACACUUUUGAAGAAUGAUAACAACGUGCUGCCGAUCAAAAAUGCUAAGAAAAUCGCAAUGAUUGGACCCAACGUCAAGCGAGCAAUUGCCAACGGUGGAGGAAGCGCAGGUCUAAAUCCUUACUAUAGGGUCAGCCCCUGGGACGGCAUGCAAAAUCGGUUCGACGGCGAGGUGACCUUUGCUCAGGGCUGCGAUAGCUCAAAAUGGCUGCCCCUUGCUACUCCAUACUGUGCAGCUCCAGAUGGCCAACGUGGCGUGCGAUUAGAAUAUUACCGUGGUGACAGGUUCAAAGGCGAGCCGGUAGUGGUACAGAACAAAGUUAGCACAGAUCUCUGGCUUUGGGAUUCUGCGCCGAUGGAGCUCCUUCCAGAUUUCUCGUUUAAGGUCAAGACAACGUUGACGCCUAAAUCGACAGGGAAUCAUAGUUUCAGCUUUGCUUCAGUAGGUCCUGGUCGGAUGUUUUUGGACGGAGAGCUCUUCAUCGACAACUGGGACUGGACUGAAGAAGGCGAGGCAAUGUUCUCCGCUUCUGAGGAUGUGCUGAAAUCGAUCCAACUCAAGGAGGGCAAGCCGGUCGAGAUUCUCGUAGAAAGCACCAGCGAGGUUCGCCCAGCGUCAAAGGUCUCCAUUAUCGGCCGUCGUUAUGACUACGGCGGGUGCCGCAUCGGCUACCAAGAAGAAGACAAGAUCGAUCGCUUACAAGAAGCUGCGGACAUAGCAUGUGAAGCCGACGUCGCCGUGUUAGUAGUUGGCCUUGACGCGGAGUGGGAGUCAGAAGGCUACGAUAGACAGACCAUGGAUCUUCCCAAGAACGGUUCACAAGACCGUCUCGUCGAAGCUGUUCUAGCCGCCAACCCGCGUACCGUCGUUGUCAAUCAGUCUGGGACACCCAUCACCAUGCCCUGGGUGCACAAGGCCCCUGCGAUUUUGCAGGCUUGGUAUCAGGGUCAGGAAGCUGGGAAUGCUCUUGCAGACGUACUCCUUGGUAAUCAAAGUCCUAGCGGCAAGUUGCCAACAACGUUCCCGGUCCGCAUCGAGGACAACCCAGCUUUCCACAACUGGCCGGGUGAGAACCUGAAAACUGUUUAUGGCGAAGGCAUCUAUGUCGGCUAUAGGCAUUACGACCGCUCCAAAAUCACCCCCCUCUUCCCAUUCGGUCAUGGGUUGACAUACACAACUUUCGAAUACGGAACACCAACAGCGGACAAUCUCAUCCUCUCGGAGUCUGAAGAAGUCGUCAUCACCGUCCCAAUCACCAACACCGGAUCAGUAGCCGCCCACGAGAUCGUGCAGGCUUACGUGAAGGACGUAAGGUCCACACUUCCGCGUCCUGAAAAAGAACUCCAAGCCUUCGGCAAGGUGUUCUUGCAGCCUGGUGAGACUAGAGACGUUGUGUUGAAGCUAAACAAGUACUCUGUUGGGUACUUUGACACAAGUCUGGGGCAGACAGGCGCGUGGAUUGCGGAGGAGGGGAGUUUUGAGGUUCUGAUCGGGGCGAGUAGCGCGGAUAUCAGGACGAAGAUUAAAUUUGAGGUCGAGGAGUCCCUUCAGUGGAUCUUCUGA